This is a messenger RNA of Fulvia fulva, 588 nucleotides long. RefSeq lists its product as uncharacterized. The record is from RefSeq and is a predicted model, not a curated record. NCBI's taxonomy places the organism in Eukaryota, Fungi, Ascomycota, Dothideomycetes, Mycosphaerellales, Mycosphaerellaceae. The transcript has 2 exons. The coding region runs from base 1 to 588 and encodes 195 amino acids.
AUGAAGGCAUCAGUCGUCGCCCUUUCCCUUUUCGCCGCAGUCGGCCUCGCUGCCCCAGAGGCUCACUACGGCAAAUGGAGCGACAAGAACAAGUGGAGUGACAACGGCGUGAAGUGGGACGGCGAGAAGUACGACCAAUUCACCUCCGUCUUCAAGGUCAAGGCCACUCCCGACCAGGUCCGCAACGGCACCACCCCAACCGGCGGCCAGGAAGGCGCCUGCGGCUACUACGAGCUAGCCCUCAACAGCAAGAAGAACUUCAUCUGCUACAAGAUCCGCCUCAGCAACUUCGGCAACGCCAACUACUCCUCCCCAGCCGACACCGCCACUCACAUCCACGAGGCUGCCCGUGGCGCCUCUGGCCCACCACGUAUUGCUUUCCCCAACCCAGCGUACGAGGGCAAGUCGGAGGACCGUCUCUCGAUCGGAUGCUUGUCCGCGCCGUUCCAGACUGGUGUCAACAUAUCGGGCAUUGAUACUGGUUUUGGCUUCCAUGUUAAGCAGAUUGAGGCGAACCCAGCGGGUUUCUUCGCUGAUGUGCACACUGAUAAGGCUGUGCCAGGUGCCGUUCGUGGUCAGCUUGCAUAG